Messenger RNA from Medicago truncatula (barrel medic), 762 nucleotides. RefSeq lists its product as uncharacterized. The record is from RefSeq and is a predicted model, not a curated record. Bases 118 to 582 code for a protein of 154 amino acids. NCBI's taxonomy places the organism in Eukaryota, Viridiplantae, Streptophyta, Magnoliopsida, Fabales, Fabaceae. The transcript has a single exon.
ACUUUGUAUUAUUGUUGCAUUUUAUAAAUUUUCAACACAUUAUUUCCUUUGACCAAUGUUGUAUAAAUAAACAAUACACACGAGGAUUUACGUAUCCAAUCAAAAAAGUUAGCAAUAAUGAAUCAGAUGAAGUGGUGCGAAUUAGAAGCAACAAGAUUAAGGUGCAAAGAACAUCCAAAUGAUAAACAAUUACCAGGUGUUUGUUCCUCUUGUUUAAGAGACAAACUCUCAAACCUAUACUCCAAGAACCCUGUUGAUUCUCUCUACUAUUGUUCUCCUUCUUCUCCUGCUUCUCCUCAACCUAUUGACGAUGCCUCAACUAAUCAUGGGUCUUCAUCUCAUCGUAGUAGACGCUUUCGUCGGAAUGCUUCACAAGCGACCAGUACUGCUUCUUGUAUGAUAAGCUUUAAUCAUGCGUUGAACUUGAAGAAGAGCAAGUCACUUGCCGUUGUUUCGAGGAACCGAGUCAGGGAGAGGGAUGUUGGUGGAGGUAGAGGAAGAAAGAAAGAUGGCUUUUGGUCCAAGGUACUCAAAUUGAGGAAAAAGGAUACAGAGGAAUCUGUAGUGAAUUCUAGGACUUGAAGGUGGACAUGAUUUGUUAGAUAUUAUAUAUGCAGUUGUAUCAUAAUUUGAGUGAGGUUUCUGUUGUGGAUCGUAUCAGAAAUUUCAGUUUUCUUUAGAUUUCAAUUGUCAAUUACGAUGUUAGUAUUAUUAUUGUAUUCCCUCAACAUAAAUGGCAAAAUCUUGCAUUCUUUCAGUUCU